AUAAAAUGAUUUAGAUAGAGACCGAACAGAGAACAGGACAACACUAUGUCUUUGUCGACAGGAAAGGGAGGUUAUUUGCCCAAAGUUGUUGGAACACCUCAACAAAUGGAAAAUGAAACACUGUUAGAAGGAUUACAAAACAUACUUGAUGACUACCCAGAUGGUUCGCAGAUUCUUCGAGAGAUGGUUCAGAAUGCAGAGGAUGCAGGUGCUACGUGUAUGAAAAUCAUGUAUGACAGUCGUCCUAUAGACCCUGGUAAAUCUUUGAACAUUAGUAAAUACUUCAAGGGUCCUGGAAUAUGUAUAUACAACGACGAGACCUUUAAGGAUAUUGAUUGGCGAGGGAUAAAGAAAAUAGGUGCUAGUUUUAAGAGAAAAUUAAAUGAGCCACUAAAAGUUGGACGAUUUGGUCAAGGCUUCAAAUCAGUUUUCCAUAUCGCAGAUCAUGCUGUAAUUUUGAGCGGAACGAAACUUUUGAUCAUCGAUCCGUUAAAGUCAGAAGAGAAGGAAGAUGAUUGCUGGUCUGCCUCUCUCAAAGACCUUUCAGGAGACGAUUCACCACAGAAAACAUUAACUUGCUUUGAUGGUAAAUUUGGUUUCAACAGUAAAAUAAUAUUUGAAGAGGAACCAGAAUAUAAAGGAACAUUGUUUUGGAUUCCCCUUCGGGAGAAAAGCAGUUUGACAUCUCCGAAAGUGUACACAAACGAAAACAUCGAUCAGUUGUUUGAGUCUUUCAAAAGAGAAGCUCCAAUAAUACCAUUAUUUCUUAGACAUAUUAAACAUCUUGAACUCUCCUUUGUCAAGACAGAUAGAUUUUCAUACUGCAUAGAAUUGGUAGAGGAAAAUAUAUUAGAAGGCAAUAAAGAGUAUGAAAAAGUUAUCCGAGAAAUUGAACAACGAAAAUCACUCCCCGAUACUACAAUAGCAUCGGUUAGGGAAGUAGUUGUACGAACAUACCCACAUGCUAGAGAAGAUUUCACCAAAGACCAUUGGACUAUAGUUCAAUAUCUUUAUGGAUCGGCUCAAAUGUCACAAUCAAUGAAAUUGUUAUCAAGAGAUAAGGGCCUUUCACUUAGUCCGUGUACUGGUAUUGCCUUUUGUACAAAAUCGAACAGUGUAAAUAAACCAUCAGGUCACGUGUUUUGCUUUCUGCCUUUGCCUCUAUCAGAUAGAAGUAUUACAGGAUUGCCGGUUCACGUCAAUGGAUUUUUUGCAUUGGAGCAUAACCGAUGUCAUGUAAAGUUCGGAUGCGACCAAGAUCAAAGUGAUAAUAGCUUAUUGUGGAAUGAUGGAUUGAUCGCCGAAUUUUUGCCCCAAAAUUAUAACCAUAUAAUUUGCCAUUUUAAGGAACUGUGUAAAAAAGGUGGAAAUACUCCCGAUCUUGUGGAAACAUUCUACAAAUUGAUUCCAGAUCCCGACAGUGUGGACCAACAAUGGCAUCCUCUUUUAAAAUCUUUGUAUGAUACUCUCUUAAAAAAAACCAGUUUUAUACAGGUCAGAAUGGUGGUAAAUGGAUACAAAUAUAAACAAUAUUGCGAAUUAGGUGGAUUGAACCUUCUUCCUCUAAGUGAUGAUGAACAUACAUUUUCAACAUUUGUAAAUAGCACAGAGGAUAUAUAUGUUCUCUGUGAUGAAAGUUUAGACCUUUUUCCUGGGUUUAAAAAAAGGCUUGUGUCUAAAACAAGUGUACCAGAUGGAGCAUGGAAAGAGUUGGUUGAAAUUGCUGAGAAAGGGCUAUAUCAACUCAAGCUCGUAACCAAUGAAGUUCUCCCAGAUAUGUUUCUACAGAUAUUCAAAAUUCAUUGUAAAACAGAAAAUUGCAACAUAUUCACUGCUAAAACAAAUCAGGUUUUAACUCGAACGUGGAUUGAAAAUGUAUGGAAGUACAUUCAUUCCAGAGGUAUUGAGGAUUUGCGUAUUUUUAAAAACGUUCCUCUUCUUCCACUUUUUGAGGAGGAAAAGCCAGAAAAUGUUUUGAAUGGACAAGAACAGAGGAAAAGUAUUGCAGUAGAAUUUUUCUGUUUAGAGGGAAAAUAUAUGCUGACUGAGUAUAAAAAUAUGCCAACGUUACCAGCAGCUGUACAAAAAGCAGUCCAGUUGACUGGGAUACAGUUGUUUCCUCCCGCAAAGACUAUUGGAUUUUACUACGAGGAUGUUAUUGGAAAGUUUAUCAAACUUCCAACAGCUGAAAACGUCGUAGGCUGUUUUGAAUUUUUACAAUCAGACACUUUGAUCUCUGAAGUAUCCCGAAAAAUCAAUAACAUCUGCACAGACGAAGAACGAGCAAGUCUUGCAAGGUACCUCGACGACCAUUGUUCUGCAAUAACACCAUGCUCACAAGAUGUAUUCAAGGAAAUACAAAUGUUUUACCAAUCUGACAAUAUUCAACAUCCAGAAAUAGUUUCAUGGGACGACAAUAAGUUUACGGUAAAUGCAUCACCAUUCCCUAAAGGAUUAUCAUAUCCCCGGUCGUUUCUUCUUCCUGAUUGUGCAAAUAUAUUGACCAAGUUUGAAACCAUUGAAUUGGACAAAUGCCAAUUGAUUAGUGAAAUUAUUCAAUUAAUGCUUAAAGAUUCAAAAUACAAAUCCGAAGAUAAACAAAAAUUCAUGAUUUAUCUAAAAGGUCAACCAACAAAUAUACUGGAUGUAGUACUGAUAAAGGCAAUGGAUAUAGAUUUCAUUCCUUCAGAUGACGGCAGAUAUCACUGCGUUAAGGAAUUGUUCGAUCCUACGUCUGGACGUUUACGAGACCUUUUUUGUUGUAAAAAAGGCGUAUUUCCUGAUGAAGAAUUUGUAAAUCAAAAUAACUUACUUACGUUUUUACGUCAACUUGGAAUUAAAAAAGAAAGAGACAUUACUUCUAAAGACCUUAUCGAGACAGCAUAUGAGGUUGACAAUGUCAAUGCCUCUGAAAACCGGGAGUGUAAAGCAAAAGCAUUGAUCUCAAUUUUAGUAGAUAACCCAGAUAGCAUAUCAAAAGUAGGAUUAGCAGAAAUCAAAGAAUUAAAAUGGAUACCUUGUUGUAGAAAAAAACCUGAAAGCUAUCCAUGCAAGCUUGAACUGUAUGAUAGAGAAGCAAAGUUUUGUUCUCCAAAAGAAGUUAAACAUUUUCAAUUUGUAAAUCUCAUAGGAACAAUGAAACCACUUGUAGAUGUUUUUCAAUCAGAAAGCAAAGUUUCUAUGUUUUAUGAAUGGAACUCUGAACCUGAUGUCAAAUUAGUCAUAGGACACUUAGAAAAAAUGAUACAAGUCUACAACAAAAAUGAUAAUUCAAAAUAUAUCAGCAUGUCAAGGGAUAUUUUCGGAUUUCUGAGUCAACAAAGAAAGAAAGGCUUAUUAGAUAUAAGUAGACUGCAGAGACUGAACUGUGUUCCAACAGAUAUUUAUGGUUUUAAGUCAGCAAAAGCGGUAGUGCAUUGUAUUGAACUAAAGUAUAGUCUGAAAUUGGAACCAUACAUUUUCCAGCUCGCCCAAGAACUAGCAUGCUAUCAUGAAUUAUUUUAUGAAAUAGGUGUCAAAUCAGUGGUUGACUUUAAAAUGUUAGAAUCAGUUCUAAUUCAGAUAAGAGAUAAAUAUCACAUUAAGACUGAAAGAAAAGGGAAUAAUUUUGAAGUCAUGCAAGACAGAAAGUUUACAGUGGAUAUACUGAAACAUAUAGUCAGUAUGGACAUUGAUAGAGAUCUAAUGCUGGGGUUAUAUGUUCCAGUUAUGUCCGAUGAUGAUUCACUUGUCUUUGACUGUGUGAAAAACUGCACUUUCUCAGAAGAUGUUCGCAAUUUAAAUGAAGACACCGGAAUAGUAUUUGUUCAUCCCGAUAUUGCUGAGGUUGCAUCGAUGCUAGGUAUAACAUCUUUAACAAAAAGAACGUUAGAAAAGAGCACAGUUUUCAUACCAUGGGGUCAAAAGGAACCAUUGACCACAACCAUUGCAAAUGAACUUGAAAGUUAUGCUGAUGGAUUUUCUAUUCCAAAAGAAUUACUUCAAAAUGCCGACGACGCUAAGGCAAAACGGAUAGGUUUUUUAUACGAUGAAAGAGAAAACAAAGAUUUGCAAGCUAAAUUGUUUGAUAAAGGCAUGGCUGAGUGCCAAGGACAGGCGUUAUGGGUUUAUAAUGAUGCCAUGUUUCAACAAAAAGAUUUUGUUAACAUUUUAAAUAUUGGGGGUAAAACGAAACUAAUGGACAAUGAUAAAAUUGGAAAAUUUGGAUUAGGAUUUUCAUCUGUAUACAAUAUAACAGAUGUACCUAGCUUUAUCAGCGGUGAUACCUUAGUGGUAUUAGAUCCCCAUUUGAAUCAUCUUGGAGAUGCAGUUCAAAAAAACGAACCCGGAGUUCGCGUUAAAAUUACCAAACAUAUUUUGACGAUAUAUAAGAAUCAAUUCAAACCAUUUGAAGGCAUAUUUGGCUGCAAACUUGACACAGAUGAUGAUGGAAACUUUAAGUUUAAAGGAACUCUCUUUCGUUUUCCGCUGCGUACUUAUACACAGGCUACUAGAAGUAAAAUUAAAUCAACAGAAUACAGAAAGAGAGAAAUGAUAGAACUAUUACAUAAAUUAAUAUCGGGAGCUGCAAACUUAUUGCUUUUUACACAGAAUGUGACUGAACUAGUCGUAUACCAUCUUGAUGGGAAAAGUUGUAAUCCAGAAUUGGAUCAACAGCUUUUGUAUAAAGUCGCCAAAUCAAACGUUGGAAGCGAAGACGAACCGUUUUUGCAAACUGUUGUCGCAAGAAAUCAUCUACACGAAGUCUCUAAACAAAUUUCACGCAUUCAAAAAAUUGAUAUAAAGUUUAAUUUUACAGACAAAAUACAACUACUAUCAACACAUUUUAAACCAUUUUCUGGAAAGCAAUCUUGGAUUAUUUCAUGGGAUACUGGGAAAACUUCAUUUGAUCUUGAAAGGAGAUUACGAAAAAAUGGUGCUGUCACAAUUGGCAGUGUUGCCAUACCUGUUGAUAGUCAGGGAAAGAUAUUACAACUUUCAAAAGUCCCUGAAGGUUUUUAUUCAGUGAGUCACCUGUUCUGUUUUUUGCCAUUGCCUCAACAAACAUCGCUACCAUUACAUAUCAAUGGAUGUUUCAUGACUGCACGAGACAGAAGAUGUAUUGUCACAUAUAAUGAGGAUGACAUUUUAAACGAAAACUGGCAAUGGAACGAUGCUUUACUAACAGAUGUAGUUCAAAAUGCAUACAUUAAUCUUGCAAGUUUUAUUACUUCAACAUCUUUAUUCAGCAACGUGUUAGAAGGUUACUGGGAAGCAUGGCCACUUUCGACCGAAAAUGAUCGCACCAUCAGUCACUUGGUAACAUCAUUUUAUAAAAAUGUGAUGGAAAGAGACCCAGUUGUUUUCUAUCGAAAAACCAAAGAUACAGUUAUCUCCUGCUCAUUUAGUCAAAUGUUAUUCUUGGAACCCACAUUUCGAAACGUUCAAACCAUCGGUCAAGUUGCUUUCGAAAGUCUCAUUAACUUUUACCAGGGUCCAGAAACUGUCAUUGACAUGCCUGUCGAAGUUUUCAAAAUGUUUGACAUGGCAAACAAAAAAAUACAUGGAAACCUUAUAUCUAAAGACGAAUUCUAUGAGACAUAUUUCUUCCCUCAUAUGACAGAUACUUACUGGAAAUCGCCUAGCAGAUCUAACCAACGCGACAUUCUAUUAAAGUUUGCAUUGGAAAACCAAACACUGCAUGCGCUCAUCAAGACAAUUGAGUGCAUACCAGUAAAACAGAGUGAAACCCUGAGAAAACCAUCCGAUUUAGUAUCCCAAACAGGAUCAGUUUCUACCAUGUUUGACAUUAAUGACCAAUGUUUCAUUAGAGAAGAUUUUGAGGCAUACACCAGUACAUUAGGAGAAAUGGGAAUGAUGGUUGAUAUUGUUACAUCCAAAGUUCUUUUGGAAAGGGCAUAUUCAUUGCAAACGGCAAGGAAUCUAGAUCUCAAUGAGAAACUUCAAAGAUCUUCAUCACUUAUCAAAUAUUUGAAUAAUGCAAUUGAAAAUCAUAAGGAUGUGACCAACAGUCUGAAAAAAAUACCGUUUUUACCAGUUAUGUCAAAGCCUGAGGGUUGGCCAUCCAUUAUUCCAUGGAAAAACGACACACUUGAGAGAGAUAAGAGAUUUCUUCCACCAGAGGACUUGUUUCUUUCUGAAGAUAGAUUUCUGAUAAGUGCCAUUGGCUUUAUCUGUGGUCACAACGAUCAUACUAAGGUUUUACAGUUAAUUGGAAUCAGAGUGGUAGAAACAAAGGACGUUAUAGAUCAACUGAAGGCAAUUGGAUCUCUAGAUAUUGACAUUAAUUAUGAAAUUAAAGAAACGUGUUCGAAAAUAUAUAGCUAUAUAAAUAAGGAUCUAGGGAGCUAUCCGGAUAACCUGGUCAAAAGAGAGCUAAAACAUUUACAAAAUAAAAAUAUUGUUUUCAUCAAAGACAAAAUGGUCUCUCCGUCGCAGGUAUCAAUUAACUUAGAGAGUGAUUGUGAUCCGUAUCUGUUUGAGAUCGAUCCAAUAUUCCGAGAAUAUACUGCAUUGUGGAAUAACAUGGAUAUUCCAAGAUAUUUUGAUUUAGAUACUUUUCUCAAUGUAUUAAGAAAAAAGCGUAAUCAGCUCAUGGAAACCAAAAUGUCGACUGCUGAUGUAAAAAGCAUUAUCAAUAUCUUGAAAAACAUUUGUUCGUUAUUGAAACGCGAAAAGCGGGAACUAAAGAGGACAGAAAAAGACCAAAUAUUCAUACCAGACACGCAAUGCAUUCUUAGAUCAAUAGAAAAUAUUUGUUUUGACGACGAAUAUAAAGGAGUACUAUUCGGUGAAAACCAAUUGAAUUGCAUCCAUCAUUUCGUUCAACAUGAAUUUGGAAUUGUAGAAACUUUAGGUAUAAAGCCGAAACGUACACUUCAUCUAUCUCGCUAUUCAAAUGUUCUACCAUUUGGACAGAAGGAAAAGCUUGUGGCACGGAUCCGGGGGAUAAUAUCUGCAUAUCCGAGAGAUCAUUCUAUUUUGAAUGAAUUAUUGCAAAAUGCUGACGACGCCGGAGCUACAGAGGUUCAUUUUGUGCUUGAUAUGCGACAUCAUCGAACACAACAUGUUUUCAAUGAUUCGUGGAAGAAAUUUCAGGGUCCAGCAUUGACAGUGUUUAAUAAUUCUUGCUUUUCAGAAACAGACCUAGAUAAAAUUCAAGAACUAGGUCAUGGGAGUAAAUCAGAUGACCCCACAAAAACAGGACAGUUUGGUAUUGGUUUCAACGCCGUGUACCAUUUAACAGAUGUCCCUUCUUUCCUCACACGAGGACCUAGUACUCCAGAAGGUAGUACAUUUUGUGUUUUUGACCCACACUGUACUAAUGUUUUAAUGGCGGAUCAAAAUUCCACAGGUUUGCGUUUGAAUGAUGUUAAUAUUUUACAAAAAAGUUAUCAAGAUGUUUACAAUACGUAUUUACAAAAUGAACUGGUUUCAAAUGAAGGCACCUGGUUCAGAUUUCCACUGAGAACUCAGGAUAUGGCGGGAAAAUCCGAAAUAAGUGAUACUAUUGUAGACGAAAAUUUGGUUAAAAAAAUGUUUUUGACAAUGAAAUCCAAUAUGAAAAAGAGUCUUUUAUUUUUAACCAAUGUGGUUAAAAUAAAUUUGUCUUACAUUGAAAAGGAUGGUACUAAGUUAUCCGACACUGAGUAUGCUUUUUUACAAAUGAAUUCUGAAGAUAGUCAACGAAAACACAACUUUGUACACAAUUCCAAUUUUCGUCUUAAAUCCUUGCAAGAUGAAAAAUUGAAGUUAAGAAAGUUUGAAUACAUGGAAGCCAAAUAUAAUGUAAACCUACACGAUAGCACAGAAUAUGUUGAAAGAUGGUUGAUUGUAGAGGCAUUUGGGUUUCCGGAUCAAAAUGAUGUACCAGCAGAAAUUGUUGAAGCAUUUGAUGGAAAAAAAAUUAUGCUUUCACCCAAAGGCGGAGCAGCAACUUGCAUAGAAUCAUAUAACAGGGAAACGAAAGACAAAAAGUAUUUUGAGAUGGAAAAUGGUAGAGCAUUUUGCUUUUUGCCGCUGCCGAUUCCAACUGGCUUACCAGUUCAUAUCAAUGGUCACUUUGCUUUAAGUUCAAAUAGAACUCAGAUAUUUGGUGGUCUUUUCAAAGAUGAUAUUCGGUAUAUGUGGAACCGUUGCAUUGUUGAUCAAACAAUAGCAUAUGCAUAUGCAGGUCUUCUCAAAUACUAUCAACAAGAAAUUAAAAACUGUACAUAUCAGCAUGCUGUCAAAAAGUUUUUAGAUUGCUUUCCUGUUUUUGUUUUUGCUAAAGAAGAUAUUUGGAAAGAUCUUACAUUUUCAACCUACAAAAGUAUUAUCAGACAAGAACUGAAUAUUUUUCCAGUAAGCCCGUCAUAUAAAAAACAUGAAUGCUCUAUUCAUCCAUUAUCUCAGCAGUUGGAACAAAAAAAGAAUUUCAAAAUCAAGAAAUGGGUGCCGCUACAAAGUACUCACGGAAUGUUUCCAGCAUUUUUUGACGAUCUUCAUUUUGGAACAACAUAUUUAGAUGACAUCAAAGCAAGUGAAGUAACUACCAGAUCAACAAGAAGAUGUUCAUUUUAUGGAGAACAAAACUUAAGAGAGGUGCUAAUUGAUUUAGGAAUGAACAUAAUAUGUGUUCCUAUAGGAAUUUCUAAAAGCAUUAACCAAUCAUGUUUACGUAGAGUGCAUAUCAGAGAGCCAUAUACAGAACAUAAAAAAACUAAAAUGAAUAAAGCACUCUCUGAAAAAGAAAUAGAAAACAUUGAUGAAAACCAACGCAAACAUUGUAUAUGUUCGAAAUCCGUAACUCCAACUUUUGUGAUUGAUUUCUUAAAAUCUUGGAACAGCAGAGCAUCAGAUAAGUGUGUUAUUUCCGUUUCUUCUGGAGAUUUACUUGAUGAUACACUGGUCAGAGAUAUUGGCAGACUUAUGUCUGUAUUAGAGUUUUGUUUGAUGGGAAAUAUUAAAAGUAUUGAUGAAUUAGAAGGCGUACCGCUGCUUGUCCGAAAUGACAAUAGUUUAACCACUUUUUGCACAGAAAAUAAUUUGAUCUUGUCAAAGUAUUGUGAACUUCUCCCGCGAUCGGCUGACAAAUUUGUACAUACAUGUGUAUGGCCAAAAUUGGUGGCGUUCGAAAAAAGUUUCAAACAAUUGGAGAUAAUAUCAUUUUUAGAAUUGCUACCAUGUACACUUGAGAGAUCAGUAUAUGAGAGUUUAGAACCAAUUGACUGGAUCUCAUCGGAAAAUAAACUUGAUGUAAAAUGGUUAACUAUGCUCUGGGAAUUUCUCAACACACAAGACAAUAUUAACAAUGUUCUUAAAAACUGGUGCUUAUUGCCUUGCUUAUGGUUCAACGAAGAAAAUAAGCUAGUAUCGUUUCAAAUGGCGUAUUGUUUGUUUCACGAAGAGAGAGUCGAAGUAUCAAAAGACAAUUUGAAUAAGAUAAUGAUCAAACUAAAAAUUCCAUCGCCAAAUACCGAAAUAUGUGGAACCAAACACUUAUCUGAUAUAGUGGCCACGGUUUUUAAACCUACAAAGUUCGUCGAUUGUUUACAUUUCCAUAGGGAAAGUGUUCAGUGGAAAAACCUUACCACAGAAGAAUGUGACCAACUCCUGACUUUUUUUAGCAACUCCACGGAUUCCCUUGGUUUUCUAAUCCUUUUAAAGAUAAAAACAUUAUUUCUGUUUACAACAGUUUCUGAAAAUAUCGUGAAGCUGGAGGAUGCUCAAAAAGUUCUUGUUGUGAAGAGUUCUGAUUGUAUGACAGUGUUCGACGGGAUAGAUGAUUUGUGUAUAGCAAAGAAAACAAUACUGAUAAAACAUAAUUCAUCACAUGAAAAAUUGUAUGGGAAAAUUGGAUGUAUCCUUUGUUACGAAACGAAGAAGAAAAAAAACAAAAGUUUGAAGUUUAAACAUCCUUUACUUGGCCUUUACAAACAGUUCAUACUACCGAAUUUCUGCCAUUUGAACCCAGAGGCACACAUGCCACAUCUUACCUUCAUCCGAGAUGAAUUGUUGAGAUUUGAAGAAAUCAAAGAAGAAUUACCCAAUUUGGAGUUUGUUCCAACUGAGAGAACUGCACGUUAUCAAAAGGCAUGUGCUUUUUACAGUCCUCAUAACAGCUUAUUACAUGAGCUUUGUGACGAUUCUGAACUUCCAAGUGUACCUUUUUCGGAAAGUGACUGGAAAGAAUUCAUGGAAUGUGCAGGAAUGAAAAGUACGGUUACCUUGCAGAUGAUCAUACAUUUUGCCAAGACAAUUCAGCACAAUGGAAACACUCCAUGUUCAGAAGGACAAUCGAAAUUACUAAUUGAACAUCUGUUUUCUUUAGCCAAUCUUGAGAAGGACACAUAUUUACUAUCAACAAUUAGUCAGAUAAAUUUUAUAACACCUUUUACGUGUUCCGAUGAGUACCAAUCUAUUUGCAGUCCUAUAAGUGAUAAACGACUGAUGUCAUUUAAAAAUAGUAUACCACCAGGGUAUGUUGACUUGUGCUGGACAAUGGAAGUUCUGCUACCUGAGUAUGCCGUACCAACUAAUGAAUUGAUACUUAAACACCUAAAUGUUAAAGAACAGCCUGAUUUAAAAUGUGUCGUUUCGCAUAUCCAUAAGGUGUGUGAAUCGUUCCAACGAUCUGGUAUUCAGAAAGAAAACAAGUCAUUCAUAAAGGACCUAAUAGAAACUUUUUAUAAAUAUCUUUCCAAACUUCCAGAACUUUCGAUGACUGAGGCAAAGGUAAUGUUAGAACAAACGGCAAUCAUAUACUUUGUUGAACAUGGGCGGUUUUUACCUGCAAGUAGUGUUGUAGUUCAUUUACAAAAGGAGUUUGAAAUUCCACCUUAUAUGCUAAAGUGUUCUGAUUGUUUUGGUGACUACUUCCAUCUGUUUGAGAUACUUGGUGCCACUGAUAAUGUUUCGAUUCAUCAAUACACUAACAUAUUAGCUAUAAUGAAAAAUAAAGCACAGGAUGAACCCCUUACACUACAAGAAUUGAAAUCCUUCAAAUGUGCAUUCAUGGGGCUAUUGUAUUGUCUAGAUAUCUAUACACCAAAGGAUGCAGACAGAGAUUGCGAAAUGCAUUUGUAUUUACUCAAUGAAAAAAACGUUCUCAAACAUUCAAAUCAUCUUAUGAUUAAUGAUCUUAAUCUGUUUAGGUUACGGAUCGGAAAGGGAAAACAAAUUGAUUUUAUGUGUGACUUGACACCUUUCAUAUUAGACAAAUUUAAUCCAGUUGCUCGUCUGCUGCGCCUACCUGUCAACUGCAGACCGAAUACAAUUUCAAAAUCUGUAACAGAGAUAGCUGUUUCCACGAAAUCCAUUGUUUCAAGCGAUGUAGCUGCAAAAUUAGAACUGUUCUUAUCUGGUGAUUUAUUCAGCUAUGCAAUUAUUCGUUUAAUGAAAACAUAUCAGGUCAAGAAAAAUAUGAAAAUUAGUGGGAGUGAAUUUAAAGAAGUAACUGAUCAACUUAAAAAACUUCGAGUGCGUGCCUUGGUCACUUUAAAAACGGUACUUGUUUACGAGAAAGAAAAAUGUAAAGAAAGUAUUAGAAAUAAGCCAGUGUUUUAUGCUUCAGAUGAAAAUGUUAUGUAUGUAGAGUACAAAAAAGAUUUCUCAGAUUCGUGGUUACCGAGAAACAUCAUUUGGAUUUCAGAAGGUAUUCAAGAAAUAGCUUUUAAAAAGAUAUUUAUUAGCGACAUCCAGGCAAUUAUGCCCUUCUUCGAUUCUUUCAGCACUGAACUAGAAGAAGAGUUAAACAAGCUUGGAUUUGUAGAUGCUGACUAUAAGUUUGAAUGUAUUUCCUGGUUUCCUUUACCAGGAACAGCUGUUCCAGACGAACUUUUAGGUUUCUUGUCCUCAGAAUUUUGUUCAUUCGAAGCAGGAGACUGUGCUGUAUAUGAAGUGUUUGACAAUACUGGAGAUGACAUCGAUGAUGUGGUGUCAGUCUACAUUUAUGUGAAGAUAGUAGAACAGCUGAAAGAUGAUUUAGAAACAUUUCCGCUAUACGUGAUAAAUACCGGUGAGGACGUUGAAUUAAAGAUCAGGUCACAUAGACUUUAUAAUGUCAUCAGACCAGAACUAAAUACAUCAGCAGAUAUUCAACUAUACGCCCGUAGCCAGGUGGAGCAGACGAUUGACCAAAAGGAACAAAUUUUUCAAACAGUAGAAAUAUUCUUAGUUCGUGCAUGGCGCCUAGGACCAGAGGAGUUUAAAAAUGUUGUUCGUCGUCUUGUUUUAAGAUGGCAUCCCGAUAAGAACGAAAAUUCAUCUUUCUGUGGAGAAGUUUUUAAACAUUUAACCAAUUUCGCCACAAGAUUGCAAUCUGGUGAAAUAGACGUAAGCAAAAUUGAUGUAAGAAGAAACUAUGAAAAUGGCCAGUGGGAAGAAUAUCUACGUAAUGCUACGUGCUCAGGAGACGAUGUUGAUGGAGCCUCAAAAGGUUAUACAUUUGAUAUUCAUGGAUUUGCCAACCGAGUCGGAACAAAACGUCCUAGAGAUUGCCAACAUCAUGGUUCUUCAUUCCAAAAUCCACAACCCCAUAUGGGUCGCAUCUGGAUUAAACAAGCCAGAUUCGAUAUGUCUGCUGCACAACUAUCUUUAACCACAGCAACCGAUAGGACCUAUAACUGGGUGUGUGUACAGAGUCACCAGGCCGCUGAAAAAGCUCUCAAGGCAGUGCAAAUAGUAGAGGAUUCCUCUCAAGUUGGAAACGACCAUUUCUUGACGAAAUAUAUAACAUUAAGAAAUCCAACACUCAAGGAUGCUUCCAAAAAACUGGAAAAUGUAGUAGUAAAUUAUUCACGGAUGCGAUACCCAAGAAUAACGUCCUAUCCUCUAGCACCAUCCGAAAUGUCGCACGAUACUGGUCGUGCGACGUUUCACACCAAAGAACAGGCAGAGGAAAGUGUCCGGUUAGCUGCUGUCAUUGUUGACACUAUCGAAGAUCAAUUCUUUUGA
Molecule: messenger RNA, 12936 nt
Organism: Mytilus trossulus (common blue mussel)
Lineage: Eukaryota; Metazoa; Mollusca; Bivalvia; Mytilida; Mytilidae
Product: sacsin-like
Exons: 9
Coding region: 46-12936 (4296 amino acids)
Molecular function (GO): Hsp70 protein binding
Source: RefSeq, a predicted model, not a curated record